UGUGUGACUCUGCCCUCCUUGAAUAGCUACUGAGGCAGUGGUGGCCGCUUUGAGGCCUCGUUUUCCUCCUGCCUUCGCUCACGUUUCCUCACCGUCGGGUGGAGAAAAAGCAGCGGUGGUGGCGGCGGCGGCGGCUUCCCCCCCAGCAACUGCGGAACAGGGCAGGGUCGCGGAGUGGAGCGGAACCGAGCCGACUUGCCCGGCACUUGAAGCCCGGUGGAAGUGUAGGAAGCGCGGCUCCUGUCGGGAAAGAAAGGGAGGGGAGAGAGCAGCAGAGCGACUGUGACGAGCCGCCGCGGGGACCCGAGAAGAAAGAGACCGAGAGCCAGACAAAACCGGCGGGGCGGGCGGCCGCGGAAAGCAAAGAAAGGAGGAAGAUGCCUCAGCCGUUACGCGGCCGUUGGUAAAGCCGCGCGUAUCCGGAGGGCAAGGCGGAGGCUUACACGCUCCCCCACCCCCAUCUCGGAGAAGCGGGGCCAGGGCUGCAGCAGGCACCCUCUCGUCUACCCCCGCUGCAGCUGGGCAGGGAACGACGCCGUGCCUUUCCCCGGGCCUCCGUCUCGAUGGAGGGAGCAGCCCGCUGACGCUGCGCUGAGAAAGUUUCCUGUUUUCAUGGUAGGCCUCGCUCUCUCUUUCUUCUUUCCUUCCCUCGUUUCAAAGGAGCUGCUGGUGGGUAGCUGGCACGGAGGAGGAGGAAGAACCGCUACGCUGGCUGCCAGGGCGGCUGCCUCACUGGGGAAAAUGUGGCUGCAGAGACUCGGGGCCCCAGGCUGGAGACGAGAGAAGACUGGCAGGGCUGUAUCGGCAGCCUAGAGACUCCCGAGUGAAGGGGCAGUGGGAAAGACUGCUCCCCCAGGAGGGAGUAGCCCCUCUGUUCCCAUUUUCGGCUUUAACUCUCUUUCGCGCGAGGAUGUGUGGCGGGGAGAGCAUGCAAGACAACCUCGGCACAUCCCCAGUCCUUUGAGAAGGAGAGCUAGGAGUACCAACUCAGGGAUCACACCCUCUUUUUUGUUUUGUUUUUGCUUUUCUGUGGAUUAAAGCGACCAUCUCUUCAGCACCAUGUCGACAGGAGAAAGCUUUGAGUGUCGGUUUGAAAAAAUCGGAAUGAUGAUAAAGGACCCCAAAUCUGAAGUGAAUUCGGACUGUUUGUUGGAUGGAUUAGAUGCAUUGGUGUACGAUUUGGAUUUUCCUGCCUUAAGGAAAAAUAAAAACAUAGACACCUUUUUAAACAAAUAUAAAGACACAAUAAACAAAAUAAGAGAUCUCCGUAUGAAAGCUGAAGAUUAUGAAGUGGUGAAAGUGAUUGGCAGAGGAGCAUUUGGGGAAGUUCAGUUGGUAAGGCACAAGUCAUCACGAAAGGUCUAUGCUAUGAAACUUUUGAGCAAGUUUGAGAUGAUAAAAAGAUCGGAUUCUGCAUUCUUUUGGGAAGAAAGAGACAUCAUGGCAUUUGCAAACAGCCCUUGGGUUGUGCAGUUGUUUUAUGCUUUCCAAGAUGACCGUUACCUUUACAUGGUGAUGGAAUACAUGCCUGGUGGGGACCUCGUGAAUUUAAUGAGCAACUAUGAUGUUCCUGAGAAAUGGGCAAGAUUUUAUACUGCAGAAGUUGUUCUUGCAUUAGAUGCGAUUCACUCCAUGGGCUUUAUUCACAGAGAUGUAAAGCCUGACAAUAUGCUGCUAGAUAAAUCGGGUCAUUUAAAACUAGCAGAUUUUGGUACCUGUAUGAAGAUGAAUAAGGAAGGUAUGGUACGAUGUGAUACAGCUGUUGGGACACCAGACUAUAUAUCCCCAGAAGUAUUAAAAUCUCAAGGUGGUGAUGGUUACUAUGGGCGAGAAUGUGACUGGUGGUCAGUUGGCGUCUUUUUGUAUGAAAUGCUUGUUGGAGAUACACCUUUUUAUGCAGAUUCUUUAGUUGGAACAUAUAGCAAAAUUAUGAACCAUAAGAAUUCUCUUAGCUUCCCCGAUGAUAAUGAUAUUUCUAAAGAUGCAAAAAAUCUUAUUUGUGGCUUCUUAACUGACAGGGAAGUUAGAUUAGGCCGAAAUGGUGUGGAAGAAAUCAAGCGACACCCAUUCUUCAAAAAUGAUCAGUGGUCUUGGGAAAAUCUUAGAGAUACUGUAGCACCUGUUGUGCCUGAUUUAAGUAGUGAUAUUGACACUAGUAACUUUGAUGAUUUGGAGGAAGAUAAAGGAGAAGAAGAAACAUUCCCUAUACCAAAAGCAUUUGUUGGCAACCAACUACCUUUUGUAGGAUUUACUUACUACAGCAACCAUCAGUAUUUAUCCGGCUGUACAGCAAAUUCUAAUGACAACAGGGCAAGCACCAAUGUAGAUAAAAGUUUGCUGGAAUCUUUGCAAAAAACGAUCUAUCAGCUUGAAGAACAGCUACAUAAUGAAAUGCAACUGAAAGAUGAAAUGGAACAAAAAUUCAGAACAUCAAACAUUAAAUUAGACAAGAUUAUGAAGGAAUUAGAUGAAGAGGGCAAUCAGAGAAAAAACUUGGAGUCAACAGUUACUCAGGUUGAGAAGGAAAAUAUGCUUCUGCAACACAAACUAAGUGAUUAUCAAAGAAAAGUUGAACAGGAGAAUGAGAAACGCCGGAAUGUAGAAAAUGAAGUGUCAACAUUGAAAGACCAGUUGGAAGACUUAAAAAAAAUUAGUCAGCAUUCACAUAUUACAAAUGAAAAAAUAACACAGUUGCAAAAGCAACUUGAAGAGGCCAAUGAUCUACUGAGGACAGAGUCGGAUACUGCAGCACGGUUGAGAAAGAGUCACACAGAAAUGAGCAAGUCAGUAAGUCAGUUUGAAUCCCUAAAUAGGGAGUUGCAAGAGAGAUGCAGAAUCCUAGAGAGCGCAAAAUUACAAGUGGAAAAAGAUUAUUACCAACUGCAAGCAGCACUGGAAGUAGAACGAAGGGAUAGGAGCCAUGGAUCAGAAAUUAUUGGAGAGCUACAAGCUCGGAUUACAUCUUUACAAGAAGAAAUCAAAGGUAUUAAGAAUAAUCUUGAAAGAGUGGAAGAAGAAAGAAAACAGGCCCAGGACAUGCUUAAUCAUUCUGAAAAGGAAAAGAAUAAUUUAGAAAUAGAUCUAAACUACAAACUCAAAAUGUUACAACAACGUUUAGAGCAAGAAGUAAAUGAACAUAACAUAAAUAAAGCUCGAUUAACUGACAAGCAUCAGUCAAUAGAAGAGGCCAAGUCAGUUGCCAUGUGUGAAAUUGAAAAAAAGGUGAAAGAAGAGCGAGCAGCAAGAGAAAAGGCAGAAAAUCAAAUAGUUCAGAUUGAAAAACAAUGUUCCAUGCUAGACUUCGACCUGAAGCAAUCUCAGCAGAAGCUGGAGCACCUUAAUGAGCAGAAAGAGAGACUGGAAGAUGAGGUUAAGAAUCUGACACUUCAGCUGGAGCAUGAGAUAAACAGGAGAGUGAUGACACAGAAUGAACUUAAGAUGUAUGCUAUAGAAACAGAUAGCUUAAAAGGUUCUGAGAAGCAGCUAAAACAGGAGAUCAAUACAUUGUUGGAAGCAAAGAGAUUAGCAGAGUUUGAGUUGGCUCAACUGGCGAAGCAGUACAGAGGGAAUGAAGGCCAGAUGCGUGAACUACAAGAUCAACUAGAAGCUGAGCAGUAUUUCUCUACACUUUACAAAACUCAAGUUAAAGAACUUAAAGAAGAAAUUGAGGAAAAGAAUAAAGAAACUCAGAAAAAAGUACAAGAAUUACAAAAUGAAAAAGAAACUCUUGCUGCACAGUUAGAUCUGGCUGAAACAAAAGCUGAAUCUGAGCAAUUGGCCCGUGCUCUCCUUGAAGAGCAGUAUUUCGAACUAACUCAGGAGAGCAAGAAAGUAGCAUCGCGAAACAAACAAGAAAUUGUUGAUAAGGACAAUAUUGUAAGCCGGCUUGAAGAAACAAAUAAUACAUUAACCAAAGAUGUGGCAUUUUUAACAAAAGAAAAUUCUGAGCUAAAUGAGAAGAUUAAGAUACAAGAAGAAGACUAUAAAUUGAAGAAAGAAGAAGAAAUUAACUUCAUUAAAAUGCAGUACGAUAAGAACCUGAGCACGGAAAGGACCCUUAAAACACAGGCUGUCAACAAAUUGGCUGAGAUUAUGAAUCGAAAAGAUUUUAAACUAGAUAGAAAAAAAGUAAACAUGCAAGAUUUCAAGAAAAAAGAGAAAGAAAACCGAAAAUUACAAUUGGAACUUAACCAAGAAAAGGAGAAAUUUAAUCAGAUGGUAAUAAAAUACCAGAAGGAGCUUAAUGAAAUACAAGCGCAAAUUGUGGAUGAGUCUACAUGCAAGAAUGAACUUCAGAUGCAGCUGGAUAGUAAGGAGAGUGAUAUAGAACAACUGCGCAGACAAAUUUCUGACCUACAACAAGGCAUGGACUCUACCAGUGUUGCCAGCCUUCAGCCAGAUGAAACUGAUGGAAACGUUAUAGAAACAAGAAUGGAGGGAUGGCUUUCAAUACCAAACAAAGGAAACAUAAAACGUCACGGAUGGAAAAAGCAGUAUGUUGUGGUAAGCAGCAGAAAGAUUUUGUUCUAUAAUGACGAACAGGACAAAGAACAAUCUAAUCCAUCCAUGGUAUUGGAUAUAGAUAAAUUGUUCCAUGUCCGACCAGUAACACAGGGAGAUGUAUAUAGAGCAGAAACUGAAGAAAUUCCCAAAAUAUUCCAGAUUCUAUAUGCCAAUGAGGGUGAAUGCAGAAAAGAUUUGGAAGUAGAACCAGUGCAGCCAGCAGAGAAGACAAAUUGUCUGAAUCAUAAAGGUCAUGAAUUUAUCCCAACGUUAUACCACUUUCCAGCCAAUUGUGAGGCCUGUGCCAAACCCCUCUGGCAUGUAUUUAAGCCACCCCCUGCAGUGGAAUGUCGGAGAUGUCAUGUGAAGUGCCAUAAAGACCAUUUGGAUAAAAAAGAGGAAUUAAUUGCACCAUGUAAAGUGAGUUAUGACGUAACGUCAGCAAGAGAUAUGUUGUUAUUGGCAACCUGUCAAGAAGAUCAAAAGAAAUGGGUUUCUCAUUUAGUAAAGAAGAUUCCCAAAACACCACCAUCCUCUUUUGUCCGUGCUUCUCCCAGAACUCUUUCCACAAGGUCCUCAGCAAAUCAGUCAUUCAGAAAAGUUAAGAAUGCUUCUGGAAAAGCUAGGUCAAAGGACUAUGGAUCUGUGGGGGACAUUAUUCAUUCAGAAAAUUCAAGUUACUGUUAACAAUAUAUGCAGCGCUCAAUGGAAUCUGGCAUGGUGCAGUCUGAAAAAGCUGAGCUUCCUUCACCAUACAGAGCAAUGCAGACUGAUGUUCCUUCCAAUGCAACUUUCACAGGCUUCAGGGCUAAGACUGCUAUUACUCUCUCCUCCUUGCUUUGGCAUAAAAAGCACGCUGAGGGUGUCUUAUUGCGGGUUUGCCUUAAGGUAGAUUAGAUUAAUUAUUACUAUGUAAUGCAAGUAAAAGCAAAUAAAGCUUAGCUAGAUAUAAGGUUAAAGUGCUGCCUUUUUUGGAUUUCAAAAAAUAUAUAAAUGCCUGUCGAUCUUGAUGGAAUGCAGAGAACUUUUCUCAUAUUAAUGAGAAUAAGAGGACUAUUUACCCUGUGGGAGGGGUAUUUAUAUUGGGAUAAGCACACAGACUUGAGUAUAGAAAGAAAGUAUCUCAAAAUGAGAAGAACAGAAUUUUCUUUGAAGACUCGAAGUUGUGCUAAAGAAAACAGCAAAAUUUGCUUGAAAACAAAGCCGUAUAUAAUCACUUGAACUUCAGUGCCUUUUCUGCAUUGUUAUUAAUGCUAAUAAUUCAUCAUGAGACAGCGCAAAGUGUUAAAUAUUUUGCUUUACAAAAUACUAAUUCUGCAGAUUUGUAAAGGGGGAGAACAUGUAAUCUAUGCAUUGUUGCCAAGCCAUACAGAAUUGUACUUCUAGAGGCAUUAGAACUAACAGUUAAAACAACCAAGUUUGGAAGCAUAUUUUGGUACAUAAUUUUUCUAUAAUUUGUAUAAUAUAAUGCGUUAACAAUUUGAAGUGCAAAUUACAAUAAGCAUACACACACACACAUACACACACUGUGUGCACUGUCUGAAAUGUAAAUUAUUGUUAGAACACUUUUAAUGGGUGUUGUCCUUUUAGUGCCUUAUUCUGAGAAUUAUUUUACUGCCAUGUCAAAUAAGUGUAGAAAUCUCAAAUACCUAUUACUGUGUGUCAGUGCUUUUAUUGAUCAAAGUAUUGUAGGGGCUAGUUUCAUUUUCAAGUGUACAAUAUUAAAUGAAGCUGCCUAUUACCAAGAUAUAUUUUAAUUAUAAUACAAAAGGUAGUAAAUGCUUGUACCAUGAAAGCAAAUAAAACACCUACAACACUUUAAAAUUCCAGAUAAUACAGGAAUUGAAUACAUUUUAAAAUCUUGCUUUGUAGCAGGAAUAUUAUUGUGGUAUGAGCAGUAUGGUUUAUUUUAUUUUUAACCAAAUACCUCUUCAGUAAUUUAUAAUGGCUUUGCAGUUGUGUAUUAAAUAAGAAGCACUGGAAAACUGAUUCGUCUUCAUGGCGAUUUGUAUGUUUCAAGUGGUGUUGAAACCCGCACUAAUGGAUAUGUAAUAAGCAUAUCUGUUAUUAAUACAGUAAUGACUCGUGCUCAUUUAAUACAAAAUAAAACUAAUUUAUGGAAGAACUAUUUUGAAAAUGACUGUGGUAUUUUUCUCCAGAAUACACUUCCUAGGAAGUUUUGGAAAUUAUUAUGCUUUACAAACAGAUGAACAACUGUCAGCAUAUUUAAAUCUGAUACAAACUUGAUAGUUUUUAAAUUUUCAUUUUUAUAAUGUCAUACUACAUUUUAAUACAGGGUAAGGUAGUAAAAUUCUCAUAGGAUUUUGAAGAAUUUAUUUUGAUAUGUGAAUUGUUAAAUCCCAUUUACUAAGCACAUAAUGAUUUUCAUCAAAAGGAAAUUAUACCAGGUACACAGCUCUUAAAAGAUAAUAUUUACAUAUAUUUUUAAUUUAUAAUUAAAUCAUGGUUAAUAGAAAAACUAUGUCAAGCUUAUUCUGCACUCUAUAAGUCAGUGAUAUUGCUCUAUCACUAUACAGAAGUUACAUGGAUUUUAAUGAAGAUUAGACAGGGAUGGCCGAAGAGGAUUGAUAAAUAUGAGUAGUUGAAAAGAAUUUAAGAGGUUUUAAGUUGUCACAGGGGAAACGAUGAAGAAGAAUUGUUUGGUGAUGAUUUUGUUAAAGUGGCCUUUGAGGAAAGCGGGGGAGUGAUUCGAGAUAGGAAGAGGAAAGACUGUUGUUGGAAUGGGGAGCAGCAUGGCAGAAGGAACAAAAAGCGGAAAGUAGGCGGAAGAGACAAAGAGGGGGAAAUGGUAGGUGAGCUUGUGAUAACCACUGAAUGAGAAGUGGUAUAAAGGGGAACAAGCAAGACAAAGUAGGGCAGAGAGCUGGAGAAUUUUAAGGACUUGAAAGUGAUUCAGAGCAUAUAAGGGAAUCAACAUGGGGAAUUAAAAGGUGGUUGAUAUGGCCAUAAUGGAGAAAUAACCUUGAGGAGAGGAAACAGGGAAGGCCAGCAAGCAUAUGGUUAAUUAUUCUCAUGUUUGCUUCCCCUGAUUCAAAUGGUAAGGUUUUUUAUUGUAUUUUUAAUUAAAGUUGUGCAAUGAAUUGUACACUGUUUCCAUGAAGAUGAAUAGAAAGUAAAUGUUUAUGUAGAAAUGGGUAUAAGCAUUACCUUUAAAUGUGCAAUUUACAACCUUCUUGCCAGAGAUUUUAAAUUUUGAUAAUGGGGAUGAGGGGCACCUAGGAGGAGGAUGGAAACAAAUUCAGUAUCACAUGUCCAUAUGGUAGAUGAAUAGCAUCAGGACUUGUAUAGAAUUUGGUAGUCUAGAGAGGGAGGUAUUGAUGCAGAACAAAAUGUUGCCAUGUGGCUUUCAGAGCUUUCACCUGCUACAUUCUGGAGAAUUAUGCCUAAGCCCUAAAUUUAGGAUGCCCAAUUUGUUUCUUCUUUGGGGCCUAUUCUGUAAUAUUCAGAAGAACAUUCCUAUGGUGGGUGGGUUCACCUGUAAAAAUGUGAUUCCUGCCUAGUUCUGAAUUUGAUGUCAGGCCUCUCCUCCAUGCAAUGUCAAUAUAUUGUGUGUUUUAAUGCUUUAAAUUAUAUAUUGUAUCAGGAUGUUCUGUAUUGCCAGUAUUGUUAGUUUUCACUUUGUGGGUUUGUUCUCUGGUGUUCCUCAACCUAUGUGUAUAUAUCUACUACCUUAUCAAUCCACUUCGUGAAUCAUUUGGAGUAGCUGUUGCCUGUAAAACAUUAUGCUGCAAUAAACAAUGAGUCUUUAAAGUU
Molecule: messenger RNA, 8277 nt
Organism: Elgaria multicarinata webbii
Lineage: Eukaryota; Metazoa; Chordata; Lepidosauria; Squamata; Anguidae
Gene: ROCK1
Product: Rho associated coiled-coil containing protein kinase 1
Exons: 34
Coding region: 1060-5190 (1376 amino acids)
Biological process (GO): embryonic morphogenesis; regulation of cell junction assembly; mitotic cytokinesis
Cellular component (GO): cytoplasmic stress granule; cytoskeleton; cytoplasm
Molecular function (GO): ATP binding; small GTPase binding; Rho-dependent protein serine/threonine kinase activity
Source: RefSeq, a predicted model, not a curated record